AUGAAAGACAAUAAAGACAUCAAACGUAAUAUAAAUAUAAGUUUAGAUAAAGACAGCAAUAAAACAAUAAGAUUGGAGCUACGACACCCGGACCAUGUAACAGAUUAUAAAAUGAACGGACAAAUGGACGUCGGAUUGAUUGGAAUUAGUGAGGAUGAUAACCAUGAAGAUAAUCGAAACGGAAAUGACGAAAAACUUACUAGUAACACUUUCAAAUGUGUUUCGUCUAUGAUAUCUGUAUUAAUAUAUAAUGUAUGUCACCAGGAGCGUCUGGGCGGCGGCGGGCUGGGUUUGGGCGGCGGAGGCUUCCGCGGCGCUCAACCCUCGCUCGCCGAUUUCCAGCCGCCUUACUUCCCGCCGCCCUUCGCACCUAGCGCACACCCUGCGAGCCCGCAUCACCAGCAACAGAGCCAUGGCAUGGAAUAUUCAGGAGGUCCGGAGUAUGGACAGCAUUACGCGCCUCAGCAGCUUCUACCAAGACAUCAUGGCCAUGAGCCACCUCAUCUCAGACAUCAUAGAGAUCAUCACGACGUACACUCACACCACCUACCUCACGGCGGGUUCAGCUACGACAGGAGAACGGAUUACGGUGCACGGGAGCAACAUGACCUUGCCCUUCAUCACGCCUUACACACAGACGAGACACAGAAUGCAGGCAUGGACGAUACGACGGGUUUCAUGACGGAUCUUCCAUUAUUAAAAACAAUGAAAGCCCGCGAUGUAGGGACAGGUGCCUGCGCCCCCAGCGACGUGUUCUGUUCAGUACCGGGGCGUCUCUCACUCCUGUCUUCAACCAGCAAGUAUAAAGUGACCGUAGCGGAGGUCCAACGAAGAUUGUCACCACCAGAAUGCCUGAACGCGUCCCUACUAGGAGGAGUAUUGAGAAGAGCGAAAAGCAAAAAUGGCGGUAGGUUACUCAGAGAAAAACUAGAGAAAAUCGGUCUAAACCUGCCAGCGGGGAGACGGAAAGCGGCUAACGUAACGCUGCUCACGUCGUUAGUAGAAGCCGAAGCGGUUCAUUUGGCGCGUGAUUUUGGUUACGUUUGCGAGACAGAAUUCCCGGCGAGGGCGCUCGCUGAAUACCUCGCGAGACAAUACGCUGAACACGACGCACGACGACGCAGGGACCUGUUACACGCUACCAAACAGGUGGUGAAGGAGGUGAUGGAUCUAUUAAACCAGGACCGUUCUCCUCUGUGUAACACGCGGCCUCCUCACCUCCUGGAGCCAGCUAUACAACGACACCUCACACACUUCUCACUCAUAUCACACGGUUUCGGUGGACCGGCCAUUGUUGCCGCACUGACAGCUAUACAGAAUUUCCUAAACGAGUCCUUAAAGCAUUUAGACAAGUUAUAUCCACAGAGCGGCAUGGUGUCGUCUACUAUGGACAAAACAAAAAUGGAUCCCGACAUCAAAAAGUAG
This is a messenger RNA of Danaus chrysippus (African queen), 1425 nucleotides long. Lineage: Eukaryota; Metazoa; Arthropoda; Insecta; Lepidoptera; Nymphalidae. The record is from the annotation of a GenBank genome assembly.